Messenger RNA from Neodiprion virginianus, 2969 nucleotides. RefSeq names its product nicotinamide/nicotinic acid mononucleotide adenylyltransferase 3 (gene Nmnat). The coding region runs from base 253 to 1341 and encodes 362 amino acids. Gene Ontology annotation, biological process: NAD+ biosynthetic process. The record is from RefSeq and is a predicted model, not a curated record. The transcript is spliced from 5 exons. NCBI's taxonomy places the organism in Eukaryota, Metazoa, Arthropoda, Insecta, Hymenoptera, Diprionidae. Gene Ontology annotation, molecular function: nicotinate-nucleotide adenylyltransferase activity; nicotinamide-nucleotide adenylyltransferase activity.
AUUUUCAGGGACAAAACGUGAAGGUCUGUUUUAAAAAGAAACAAAGAAAGCUUAGAAUUAAAGAUGGCCGGAAUCUACUAACGGCAGUGUGACGUUUUCGAAGAGGCGUGUUGCGAUCAGCAAUUUAUUAACGAAUUUCACGAGGAUAUUCGUUAUUCGAUUGCACCGACAAAAAGUCUAGAGAUCAAUUGUAACGGUCAAACGGUUGUCAGUUGAUGUAGCUCUGUAAUAAUUACGUAAAACGAGUUUGAAAUGGCGCCGACUAAGGUGAUACUUCUUUCCUGCGGCAGUUAUAAUCCUCCGACGAAUAUGCAUCUAAGAAUGUUCGAAAUUGCUCGCGAUCAUCUUCACAAAAUGGGAUCUCACGUUGUAAUUGGUGGUGUGAUAUCGCCAGUGCACGACGGUUAUGGUAAGAAAGAAUUGACGAGUGCAACUCACAGAUGCGCGAUGUUGAGGCUGGCACUGCACAAUAAUGAUUGGAUUAGACUAAGCGAUUGGGAGACAAAGCGGGAAGGAUGGACAAAAACACGGGUCACCAUACAGCACCAUCAGAACCUCUUGAAUUCUUGGCUGUUUGACACACACGAUAUUAAGCAUCACUCAGAGAUCGAGGACAUGGACUGGAUACCGGCAAAUGUAAGAAAAGAUGCAAAUGCAGAGCAGAAUCCCAUCCAAGUGAAAUUGUUAUGCGGUGCCGACCUUCUCGAGAGCUUUGGUACUCCUGGUCUAUGGGCAGAAGAAGAUAUCGAUGCCAUAGUUGGACAGCAUGGUCUAGUCGUUGUGACCAGGGAAGGUUCAAACCCAAAUCGGUUUAUAUAUGAUUCGGAUGUCCUUACCAAAUACAUGCACAACAUCAUCAUUGUCACCGAAUGGAUAACCAACGAAAUUAGUUCCACUAAAAUUCGGAGAGCAUUAAGACGCGGAGAAAGCGCCAAGUACCUUCUUCAUGAUUCGGUCCUCGACUACAUAUACAAACAUGGAAUAUACGAUGCUAAACGAUCCUCAGCAAUGAACGGCAAAACCUGCAUGCCUUCUGUAAGACAACUAGUUGACCAUCUUGUCGCUGCUCGCUCCAUACCCAUCCGAUGCGGCCCUUGUCUUACCAUUAACAAUUAUACGAACAAUAAUAAUAAUAAUAAUAACAAUAUCAAUAACAAUAAUAACGAUAAUACCGAAGCCAAUAACAAACGUCCUGUAAACAAAGAUUGUGCAUUCAACCAUAAUGACAGAGAUAACGAAAAAGAUCGUGCAGGCAUUAAGCCGGUUAUAAAUGAUCCAAUGAUAGUAAACACGUUUGAUAUUGGAAAGAAUUUUAACUUAUUGCAGGACAAUAUUAAAUGAUCCAGCAGCUCACGGAAAUAUAACAAAGAUUAAUUAAAUAUUAUUAUCUACGUAGCAUUAUAUGUAUACAUAUGUAUUAUUUAUAUUUACACAAGGCUGUGGAUGAAUUAAUUUACUUGGUGAAUUGUAACGAAUUACAAUUCAGUCGCUGCUUCGCAUUAAGUUAUUCAAAUUGUAAGAAGUGGAUUGAAAACCAGAGUUGAAACGGAAAAAAAAAUUUAAUUUUUACCUGACGAUAUUUUCAAUCUCCCCUUUGAAUGUUACAAUAGAAUUCUUAAUUAUCGGUGCUUCUGUCGUUUAAUAUGAUUUCCCUUCUGUGAGACUUGUUUGCUUUAUAAAAGGGAUAUUAAUAACGAAUUCCCUGUAAUUAUUAUUAAUUACAUGUAUAUUUUUCUUGCAUUCGGAUAAAAAGUUAACCCGAUUAAUUAUUUCACAGGUUAGCGAUAUAUACAAUUAGAUAUAUGUAUGUGUAGAAAUACUGCUUUUAGUCGUGUUGAUUAUUUUUUGUUCAUCAAGCAAACAAUUAAUUAUUAGGUAUUGUUAUAUUUCACUUUUUUUUAAACAUAGAAUGACACUGCGCUGCAGGACUUCGCAAGUUAGUAGAUAUUAUACUUUCAGUACUUUAUAUAAUACCUAUAAUACAUAGAUAUAUAUUUCGAAUCUUAUAUACAUUAUACAUUUGCUGCACGUGAUAAGGAUGAGAAUUUUAGAGCAGUUAAGCUCGAGAAUUUAUAGUAUAUUUUUUACUAUCGUUAAAAUUUAUUAUUUCGAUAUUUCCUACCGAAUGCAAUCGAAAAUGAUGAUCGGUGAACAUUUACGCGAAAAAAAAAGACGAUACGAUAUAUAUAUAUAUAUAUAUAUAUAUAUAUUUUUUUCAUUAUAUGUGAUCGAAACGAACGAAAAGAGGAAGUAUUUUGAAAGAUAUAUGGAAACUGAUGAUCGAUUAAUGAAUUAUAAGGCGUGUUUACGAUAAUUCUAUUCGAAAUUGUUCCAAGUGUUAGUUUAACGAUCGUUAUCGCAGGUAAUAUUCAACUGCACAAAUUAGGAAUUCAACUAAAAUUGAUGAAAUCAAAAUUGAAAUGAAUUCUUUCACGCGACCUUUCUGGAACAUAAUUGAAACAUUAUUGUAAUUUCCAUAGAAAAAAAUGUAUACUAUAUAUGUUUGUCAAAUAUACAUAACAUAUACAUUAAUCCUACGUAAGUGAAAAAUAAGAGCGUCCAAAAGGCUGCAAUUGGAUUGACUGUAUAAUUAUUACAUAUAACUACGUAUAUCAUGAUUGGAAAAUAAAAUUGUUCGGAAAAAAAGAAAAAACUGCGUAUAUUUACAAUCAUUGACUUUAUAACGCAUAAAAAUUAAAAUAAAAACCCGGCAAUUAUCAUUAUUUAUAAAUAAUUUAUUUACAAUAUGUAUAAAACAUUCGAUAUUACAAAAGUUUUAUGUGCAGGAAAUUUUGUAUAUUAGACAUUGUAAAACGUAAAUCUUUUUUCAUUUAUCGCGCAUAUUCAGGGUGGCGACAAUUUUGCUCAAAUAAAAUUUCCUUACUUUUCCCGUCGAAAAAUUCAGAAUUCCUUGAGUUGUUCCCACGAAACUUGGGUAAUGUUGGGAAGCUUUUGUAACCAAAAACUUC